This is a messenger RNA of Abrus precatorius (Indian licorice), 1691 nucleotides long. Its product is annotated as mitochondrial phosphate carrier protein 3, mitochondrial-like. Gene Ontology annotation, cellular component: mitochondrial inner membrane. The record is from RefSeq and is a predicted model, not a curated record. Gene Ontology annotation, biological process: mitochondrial phosphate ion transmembrane transport. Lineage: Eukaryota; Viridiplantae; Streptophyta; Magnoliopsida; Fabales; Fabaceae. Bases 142 to 1266 code for a protein of 374 amino acids. Gene Ontology annotation, molecular function: phosphate transmembrane transporter activity. The transcript is spliced from 6 exons.
UACGCUUGGCUUUUGGCAGCGAAGCAUUGGGGGAGAGAGUAGAGACACUAAACCUUCUCUCUCGCUUUCCUUUGACGCUUCGGACACACUUUGUCUUCUUCUUCAAACCCUUUCAACCUUUCUUUCUGUCUCAUUGACCUAAUGGCACUCCCCGACUCUUCUCGCCGCAACUCUCUCAUCCCUACCUUCCUCUACUCUUCCUCUCCCAAAACCCUACCGCUUCACCGCAUGCUCAGUUCCCCCGCUGCCUCCGCCGCCGUCGACUCUCCGUCGUCGCCGUCCGUCGGAUCGCGUGGGAGCGGCAUCAUGAUUCGCUCUCCCAGCGAGUCUCGCAAGAUCGAGAUGUACUCGCCUGCCUUCUACGCCGCCUGCACCGCCGGUGGAAUCCUUAGCUGUGGUCUCACUCACAUGGCCGUCACUCCUCUUGACUUGGUCAAGUGUAAUAUGCAGAUUGAUCCUGCCAAGUACAAGAGCAUCUCGUCUGGUUUUGGUGUUUUGCUUAAGGAGCAGGGAUUCAGGGGCUUUUUCCGCGGCUGGGUGCCUACCUUGAUUGGUUACAGUGCACAGGGUGCUUGCAAAUUUGGAUUCUAUGAAUUCUUUAAGAAGUACUAUUCUGAUAUUGCUGGCCCAGAGUAUGCAAGCAAGUACAAGACCUUGAUAUACCUUGCUGGUUCAGCGUCUGCGGAGGUCAUUGCUGAUGUUGCACUUUGCCCAUUUGAGGCCGUGAAGGUCCGUGUACAAACCCAACCUGGUUUUGCAAGGGGUAUGGCUGAUGGGUUCCCAAAAUUUGUCAAAUCUGAAGGAGCUGCAGGGUUGUACAAGGGAUUAGUGCCUCUCUGGGGACGACAAAUUCCAUACACAAUGAUGAAGUUUGCUUCUUUUGAGACCAUUGUUGAGCUGAUCUAUAAGCAUGCCAUCCCUACACCAAAGAAUGACUGCAGCAAAAGUCUGCAACUUGGUGUCAGUUUUGCUGGUGGAUAUAUUGCUGGUGUAUUUUGUGCUAUUGUGUCUCAUCCUGCUGAUAAUCUCGUCUCUUUCCUGAACAAUGCCAAAGGAGCUACUGUUGGUGAUGCGGUGAAGAAGCUUGGUUUGUGGGGUCUCUUUACCCGUGGUCUGCCCCUCCGUAUUGUUAUGAUUGGAACUCUUACUGGAGCCCAGUGGGGGAUAUAUGAUGCAUUCAAAGUUUUUGUGGGACUGCCAACCACUGGUGGUCCUGCACCUGCAGCUCCUCCUGCUCCUGCUCCUACUGAGCUAGCAAAGGCAUAGAAUGUCCAAUGAUAACACACUCGAUAGUUUGUUUAAGAAAUCUAGAAAGCCAGUGAAUAGGGACCAUAAAUAAACAGAGAACUGCUGAAGUUGCUUGAGUGGAACUCAAGCUUGGUUGGAUAUUCUUUUCAAGUUCGGACAUUGUUUCCUUUUUUUUUUUUUCUUCCUUGUAUUUGAGUAUUUUAAAUUUUUGGGAGGAUGGUUUUGCUUGCAUCCUUCCUGUUCCUGAAAACUUGUAGGUAGGAAUGAUAUAAUUUUGCAUGUUAGGGUCACUACAUGCCGCUGUCAAACGGGAAUACACAUGUUUUCUUGUCUAUGCAUAAGCAUGGACGCAUAUGCAAAUUCCUUGAUUGAGAUCAAUUUUACUCCAAAUUUACUUGACUAUUUCUCUUGAAAAAAGAUAUUUAUUUUAAAUUAUGAUUAUU